Messenger RNA from Indicator indicator, 2160 nucleotides. RefSeq names its product macrophage expressed 1 (gene MPEG1). The transcript has a single exon. Lineage: Eukaryota; Metazoa; Chordata; Aves; Piciformes; Indicatoridae. The record is from RefSeq and is a predicted model, not a curated record. Gene Ontology annotation, biological process: defense response to bacterium. Bases 1 to 2160 code for a protein of 719 amino acids.
AUGGGCUGGGCACUGCAGGGGGUCCUACUGGUGUGGGUGUUGAUGGUUUGGGUGAGGGGGGCUGAGCCUUCCCAGGAGCUGUCCUCUGCAGGGUUUCUGGACUGCAAGAAAGCCCUGAAUCUCCCAAGCCUGGAAGUUCUGCCAGGUGGGGGCUGGGAUAACCUCAGGAAUUUGGAUAUGGGCAGAGUCAUCAGCCUCAGCUACUCACAGUGCAAGACCACAGAAGAUGGAGCUUACAUCAUCCCAGACGAGAUCUUCACUAUCCCUCUCAAGCAGAGCAACCUGGACAUCAACUCUGAGAUCAUUGAGUCCUGGAAAGAUUAUCAAAGCAUCACCUCUGCCUCCAUCAACCUGGAGCUGUCCCUCUACUCCUUCAUCAAUGGCAAGUUCUCCUCCGACUUCCACCAAACCAAGACCCACCAGGUGAGAGACCAGGCGGUCACCACCCGGGCACAGGUCAGGAACUUGGUUUACACUGCCAAGAUCAACCCCGGGGCAGCCCUGGACAAGGGCUUCAAGAAGCAGCUGCUGGCCAUUGCCAGCCACCUGGAGAACAACCAGACACGGAUGGCUGAUUACCUGGCUGAGGUGCUGCUGCUGAACUACGGCACCCACACCAUCACCUCCGUGGAUGCUGGAGCCACCUUGGUGCAGGAGGAUCAGGUCAAGGUGACCUUCCUGAAGGACAACUGGGCCACACGCAGUGCUGUCACUGCCUCGGCCAGCGUGGCCUUCCACAACAUCAUCAGUGUGACAGCCGAGGGGUCCCAGAGCGCCAGCUCUGCACUCACCAAGCAGUACCUGGAGAACCGCACCCACUCCCGGGUGGAGAGCAUCGGGGGGCCCCUCUUUUACCCUGGCAUCACCCUCAAGACUUGGCAGGAGGGGAUCAGGAACCAGCUGGUGGCUCUCGACCGCUCGGGGCUGCCCCUGUACUUCUUCAUCACCCCCAGCACCCUGCCAGAGCUGCCCACCCCCACGGUGAAGCGGCUGGCCAGGAGAGUGGAGAUGGCUGCCCGCCGCUACUACACCUUCAACACCUCCCCAGGCUGCACCGACGCCACCUCACCCAACUUCAACUUCCAUGCCAACACUGACGAUGGCUCCUGCGAGGGCUCCAUGGCCAACUUCACCUUCGGGGGAGUUUUUCAGGAGUGUGUGGGGCUGGCUGGCCCUGACACCAACAUCCUGUGCCAGGACUUGGAGCAGAGGAACCCCCUGACUGGGGCUUUUUCCUGCCCCUCUAACUACACCCCAGUGCUGCUGGGCGUGCAGGAGCGGGAGGAAGGCCACAGCCAUCUGGACUGCCACAACAAAUGCAUCCUGAGAUGGUUCUGCCACUGUGAGUGCCAGGACGUCUUCCAGCUCUCCCGCGUGCAAUUCAGUGCCUACUGGUGUGCCACAAGCAGGUCAGUGGCCCCGGGGUCGGGGUACCUCUUUGGGGGGCUCUUCAGCACUCACAGUGCCAACUAUGUCACUGGUGCCCAGUCCUGCCCCUCAAGGUAUUUCCCACUGAAGCUCUUUGAUGAGCUCAAGGUGUGUGUGAGCCAAGAUUAUGAGGCAGGUGGACCCUAUGCAGUGCCCUUUGGGGGCUUCUUCAGCUGCCAGGCGGGGAACCCCUUGGUGGAGAAGCACCAGGGCACCACCGAGAACCCCUAUGCCAAGAGCUGUCCCCCGGGCUUCAGUCAGCACUUGGCACUCAUCAGCGACAGCUGCCUGGUGCAGUACUGCGUCCAGGCUGGCAUCUUCACAGUGGGCUCACUGCCACCUGCCCGCCUGCCACCCUUCACUCGACCCUCCCCCAGCCUGCCAGCCACUGACACUGUCCUGGUGAGCAGUGGGGAUGGGGCCAGCACCUGGGUCAAGGAUGGGCAGAGCCACACGUGGCGGCUUGCCCAGCCAGAAGAGAUCCAGCACACGGCAGAGAUGCUGAGGGGCCGGGGGCUGACAGGGGGCGAGGUGGCUGGGGUCACUGCAGCAGUCCUGGCAGGGCUGGCCACCAUCCUGGCCACUGUCUGCUACAGCCGCCGGAGGCACAAGGCGAGAGGGUACUGCAGGAUGGGUGAAGGGCACAGCCCAGCAGCUGCCCCCCCUGGGGACAGCACUGUGCUGAGUGUGGGAGAGGGCUAUCAGCAGGAGACCGAGGGGCUGACGGCGUAA